AUGGGUGACAAUCCUGAUAAUCCUGGAGCAAAUCAACAACCUGUUGAAGGAGGAAAUAAUAAUAAUGUUGCUGAUCAACGUUGUCCUGUUAUUAAUGUAUCUCCACCUGCUCAACUAAUCAUGGGUGAUAGCCCAGUAGAAAACUGGAAACUGUAUAAACAAGCCUGGUCUAACUAUAAAGUUAUCGCUGGACUAGAAUUAAGAACUGAAGAAUAUAGGAAAGCUUUAUUUCUUCAUAAUUUAGGCCGUGAAGCUCAGUUAAUUUAUAAUUCGAAAGAUUUACCUUUACUGAAAGCUGGAGACGUUGUACGUAUUAAACCUUUUAAACUUGGUGAUAAAAUUUGGAAAAAAGGGGAGGUAAUACGUAGACUCAAUAAACGCUCUUAUCUGAUUAGAACUGAUGAAGGUACUUUCAGACGCAAUCGUAAAUUCCUACGUCAAACUGCUGAACAAUCUGAUUUAUUUGUUCCUUAUCCUCCGGAUGAAGCUGCUGAAAACAACGCAGAAGUAUAA
Messenger RNA from Lottia gigantea (owl limpet), 513 nucleotides. RefSeq lists its product as hypothetical. The coding region runs from base 1 to 513 and encodes 170 amino acids. The record is from RefSeq and is a predicted model, not a curated record. The transcript has 2 exons. NCBI's taxonomy places the organism in Eukaryota, Metazoa, Mollusca, Gastropoda, Lottiidae.